AUGCUUUUUUUCUCAUUCUUCAAGACAUUGGUUGACCAAGAAGUCACCGUUGAACUGAAAAAUGAUAUUGAGCUAAAAGGUACCUUGAAGUCAGUGGAUCAAUAUUUGAACCUGAAACUAGACAACAUAUCCUGUUCGAAUGAGAGCAAAUACCCGCAUCUGAGCUCGGUAAGGAAUAUCUUCAUCAGAGGCUCGACGGUAAGGUACGUUUACCUGAAUAAGAGCAUGGUCGACACCAAUCUGCUACAGGAUGCGGCAAGAAGGGAGGCAAUGACCGAGAAGAAAUGA
Molecule: messenger RNA, 288 nt
Organism: Torulaspora globosa
Lineage: Eukaryota; Fungi; Ascomycota; Saccharomycetes; Saccharomycetales; Saccharomycetaceae
Gene: LSM2
Product: Sm-like protein LSM2
Exons: 2
Coding region: 1-288 (95 amino acids)
Biological process (GO): mRNA splicing, via spliceosome
Cellular component (GO): Lsm1-7-Pat1 complex; U4/U6 x U5 tri-snRNP complex; precatalytic spliceosome
Molecular function (GO): RNA binding
Source: RefSeq, a predicted model, not a curated record